Molecule: messenger RNA, 1002 nt
Organism: Vitis vinifera (wine grape)
Lineage: Eukaryota; Viridiplantae; Streptophyta; Magnoliopsida; Vitales; Vitaceae
Product: S-locus-specific glycoprotein S13-like
Exons: 1
Coding region: 76-1002 (308 amino acids)
Biological process (GO): recognition of pollen
Source: RefSeq, a predicted model, not a curated record
UGUAGAUGAAGUUGUCAAGGGUCAGUAUAGAAGCUCCGAUGCAAGUGUUUCCUCUUGGUUUUUUCAGAAUUGUAAAUGGAGGGGCUUCCUUUCUUCACCUUCUUUUGCUCUUUGAUUUCUUCCUCAAUCUUCUUGAAAUUUUGUGUCGCAUCAGAUACCAUAACUCCAACCCAGUCCAUGGUUGAUGGUGAGACUUUAGUUUCAUCAGGCCAAAGGUUUGAACUAGGCUUCUUCUCGCCUGAAAACUCCAAGAACAGGUACCUAGGAAUAUGGUACAAGAGUGCCCCACAUACAGUUGUGUGGGUGGCAAACAGAAACAACCCCAUCACAGAUUCACAUGGAGUUUUAACUAUCAGCAUAAACGGAACACUUGUUCUUCUCAACCAGGAAGGGAGCGUGGUCUGGUAUUCGGGUUUAUCAGGAAUAGCAGAAAAUCCAGUUGCACAGCUCCUAGACUCUGGAAACUUUGUUCUGAGAGAUAGUCUUAGCAAGUGUUCUCAAAGCUAUCUCUGGCAGAGCUUUGAUUACCCAUCUGACACACUGUUAGCUGGCAUGAAGCUAGGCAGGACCUCCAACCCUGAUCUAGAACGAUAUUUGAUAUCAUGGAAAAGCCCUGAUGAACCAUCCAAUGGAGACUUCACUUGGAGAUUAGAUACUCCCAGGCUGCCUCAACUGGUUGUUGCAACGGGAUCAACCAAAAAGUACCGCACUGGGCCAUGGAAUGGAAUUCGAUUUAGUGGUAUUCCGGUGUUUCCCAACGAGCAGCACUAUUCACACAUAAUGAUCUUUGAUAAGGAGAAUGCAUAUUACAUGCUUUCAUUUGACAACUACUCUGCUAAUACGAGAACAACCAUCAAUCACUCAGGCUUCAUCCAAUGGCUUCGAUUGGAUGAACACAAUGCGGAGUGGGUUCCUUUGUACAUAUUACCAUAUGACCCAUGUGACAAUUAUGGACAGCGUGGUGCUAAUAGCAUUUGCAGGAAUUCCAGAACACCAAUCUGA